UUCAAAUCAACAUCAACUUUGCUUGAAUUCAAAUUUUUUUUUCUGUUCAGAUGAUUGAGAUUUUGGUCGUUUCUUGAGUGACACCUGCUGCACGUUGAAUGCAGGAGCAAGUGUUGUUGUACCUAGAAGAGUAAUAGAGUUGUAGUACCGAGUCGGUCAGAUACAACUAGGUACAGCGAGAUACAUAUUGCUCUUGGUAGGACGAGAAAGAAAAAUGAAGACCCAGCUGCUAUCUUGUAGACCUCUCAACAGCACAACCUCCGCUUCGAUUUUUGGUGUCUUUUGUUCAUCGAUGAAGUUGUAUAUUUAAACUGAAGAAGGUCCGGCGACCCGCAGCAAUUGCAGCGAUUAGACAUCACGUUGCGGCUACAACGAGGAUAAGACGGCAACCGUGGGGCGAUACGAAGAAGCGAUAAGAUCAAGAUUUCAACGACUUCCUAGAACAAUACCUUCCCAACAUCAAGAUGUUGUCAUAUUUUACAGGGCCGCUCGCGACCUACAUGACAGAAUUUGCGAUUCUGCUCAAGCGACCAAGAGUUUUCUUCACCCAGCUGCUCAACUUGGCAUGUACCUUAACUUUGAAUACAAAUCCCUUGACAGGAGGGGAUGAGCGACUUAGUACUCAAAGAAAGACCUUCAUAACAUUAACAUUGUGAAAAUCCUCCUGCUUAUAAAUAAUGAUAGAGUUGUUCACAUCAACCAAAAGAUAACCUUCUCCACAACCUGCAACUAAACAAGGUAUAAUUUUUACCGCGUUGAUGCUCUGGCGAGGCUUAUCCUUGUCAACGGGGAGUGAGAGUCCAGUAGUUGUGGUGCUCUCUGGCAGUAUGGAGCCUGGAUUCUAUAGAGGAGAUAUCCUGUUCCUUAACAUGUGGCGGGAGGAGCGAUUUGUUCCGGGCGAUGUCAUUGUUUUUCAAGUCGAAGGCAGGGGCAUCCCGAUUGUGCAUAGUACUGAUUAUGUACAUAGAAGAUUACAAGUGAUGAAAUCUAUUUGUUUUCCACGAUGAUAUAAGCAAUAAGAGAUACGUUGAAGUAAGUGGAUGAUGUGGCUGGUUUUUUCUACAAAUUUUCUUGCCUUGUACUUCCUUCUUUCAUAAGUUGUAAACAAAAAUUAAAUUGUGUUUGAUGCUGGACCACACUUGCUUCAUCUACCUCUUUCCUCAACAACAACAUCAACAAUAGAAUUCCUUCACUACACCUGCUACCACCUCCGGAUUUAUGAUCUAUCAAAAAAUACAAUCUACUCCACGUUCUUGAACCUCAGGAAUAGUGAAUGCGCACAAGAGCUGGGACAAGGAGUUUGCAAUAUUGACAAAAGGCGACAAUAACCAGGUAGAUGACAGGGGUCUCUACAACAGCAAGCAGAACUUCAUUUCGAAAAAUGAGGUCAUGGGUAGAGCGUUUGGGUUCCUGCCCUACGUAGGCAUGAUCACAAUCCUUCUAAACGAUUACCCCUGGCUGAAAUACAUAAUGAUAGGGUCGAUGGGCUUCUUCGUGAUGAUAGGGAGGGAGUCGAAAGGCUGGCUCUAGCGACUUCUUCAGUCGAUUGGAGCUUCAGAAAGAAGCGAUUCCAGUCGAGAAGAGGAAAAGGACAUCUUCACAUACUUACGGUGUAAGCAUGCUAAAAGAAUAGAAGAGGUCUACUUCUUCCAUGUUGAAGAUUAUAGUACGUUCAUCAUGAUUUUGCUACCCCUUCAUACUAUUUAAUCUUGUUCACCUACGACGGACCUCCAUUGAUGUUGAUGUUCUAAGAACCGUAAAAAUUUGAGUACUAAUAUUACAUCAGAUCAUCCGUCCACAUUGCCCCACAUAUUACACACAUCCCACACAAUGCAGCAUCUGCAUCCCCGUUGCUAAUGGCCCACACGUUCACUAUCAUCACAUUCACACCAGCCAAGGCUGUCGAUGUGCUGGAUAGCAGAGCAUUGACCCACUGAUGUUUCUCUAUGGUCUAUUAAACAUUAACCCAAAAAUGCGCACUUGAUUGUGACAACACGUUAUUACAGGAGAUUUUGUUUUAUUCAGAAGAUUAAUGAUUGCAUGCGGGAUGGCUGUCUGACUGUUCGUUGCUCGUGCCUGGACCUUGUACAUAACAAUCAUGAUGA
Amoebophrya sp. A25 is the source of this 2105-nucleotide messenger RNA. Lineage: Eukaryota; Dinophyceae; Syndiniales; Amoebophryaceae. The record is from the annotation of a GenBank genome assembly.